Vanessa tameamea is the source of this 966-nucleotide messenger RNA. RefSeq lists its product as uncharacterized. The transcript has 3 exons. The record is from RefSeq and is a predicted model, not a curated record. Bases 1 to 966 code for a protein of 321 amino acids. NCBI's taxonomy places the organism in Eukaryota, Metazoa, Arthropoda, Insecta, Lepidoptera, Nymphalidae.
AUGUACAGGGGCUCCUGUACCUACGUCCGAUCGCCUGCCGGCAACACCGACCAGUUCAGUGUGGCUGUAGGGAUGCACCAAGGGUCGGCUCUAAGUCCUUACCUCUUCCUGCUAAUUAUAGACGCUCUAACGGAGGACAUACAGGAAGAGGCACCCUGGUGCAUGCUUUUUGCCGACGAUAUUGCACUGGUUAGUGAAGAUGGACCUGAGAUCCAGAGCAGAUUGGAAUAUUGGCAACAGAAACUGGAAAAUGUUGACUUGAAAAUCGGUAGAACGAAGACUGAAUACAUGUUCUGCGAUUUCGGCGGUCUCUCCGGUCCUGAAGCCAUAGCGCUUGAUGGCGUGGCCCUUCCAGUCUGCUCCGACUUCCGGUGUCUCGGUUCACUCAUUCAAGGCGAUGGCAAAAUAGAUCGAAGGGUGAAGCACAGGAUUAACACAGGGUGGAUGAAAUGGCGGCAGGUUACGGGAACAAUUUGUGACCCCAUAUUCCCCUUAAGCUUAAGGGGAAGAUCUAUAAGACCAUGGUCAGAACUGCUGUUCUAUAUGGAUGGAUCAGAGUGUUGGGCUAUAAAAGAGAUGACUGAAAGACAAUUGCAUAUGGAGGAGAUGAGAAUGUUGAGUGGAAUGUGUGGUAUUACGCGAAUGGAUAGAGUAAGGAAUGAGUACAUAAGAGGAAGUUUGAAAGUGGCACCGGUGGCAAACGAGCAGGAAGCUCACCUGAUGGAAAGUGACUGGUGGUGGCACAUGGACAGCUGCAACACCGGGGGGCUUGCAGAAAAUGCUAAAUCAAAUUUUAUGGACCCAAGAGCCGAAAAUAAAAUUAAACUAGAAAUGAAAUGUCCUCAGAGGGACGGUCGAAUACUCCAAUCACGUGUACAUUUUGGACAGGGCUUUAGACCCUUUAUAGAGGAAAUUGCAUUCUACACCGUGCCUCUUGAAAUAACCUUGAGCAGGAACGACCACUAA